AUGCCCCCAUCAGCUUCCAAGCAAAAGAGAUUGGCGGAAAAGGCAGCCAAGAAUGCUGAAAAGGGAAAGACAGGUUCAUCAAGAACGACGCCUUCAGGUUCGGUCGCAGGUGGUUCAACCCCUCUCACCAGCUUAUCGGCGAAUGGUUCAACUGAGAACUUGAGCUUGGACGCUGCUGCUCAGAUGAAGAAGUUGACUAUGGCUACUGAUAGAAGUGCUAACGGUGUCCUCAUCUCCGAUCCUAAAGGAAGAGAUAUCAAAAUCGAUCAAUAUACUCUUUCUUUCCACGGUAGAUUAUUGAUUGAAGGUGCUGAGAUCGCUUUGAACUACGGUCAACGAUACGGUCUUCUGGGUGAAAACGGUUCAGGAAAAUCCACCUUCUUGGAAUCCAUCGCUGAGCGAGAUGUCGAGAUUCCUGACCACAUCGAUAUUUACCUUGUACGAGGUGCUGUCGAACCAUCCGAUGUCAACGCUCUCGACUACAUCGUCGCAUCAGCUAAAGAGAAGGUCGCUCGACUUGAAAAGAUGGCCGAGGACAUGGCUACCGCUGAUGAGGUUGAUGAAAUCGGUCUUGAGCUCAUCUACGAAGAACUUGAGGAAAUGGAUCCAUCGACUUUCGAAGCUAAGGCUGGAGCUAUCUUGAACGGUUUGGGUUUCACUCAAGCUAUGAUGGCCAAACCUACAAAGGAUAUGUCUGGUGGUUGGAGAAUGCGUGUCGCUCUUGCUAGAGCCUUGUUCAUUAAACCUCAUGUGCUGUUAUUGGAUGAACCUACUUCCCAUUUGGAUUUGGGUGCUGUAGUAUGGUUGGAAGCUUAUUUGUCUACUUACAACCACAUCUUGAUUCUCACUUCCCAUUCCGCCGAUUUCAUGGACACGGUCUGUACCAACAUCAUGGAUUUGACUCUGAAGAAGAAACUUGUCUACUACGGUGGUAAUUACACUACAUACGUCAGGACCAAGGCAGAAAACGAAGUCAACCAAAUGAAGGCUUACAACAAGCAGCAAGAAGAAAUCGCUCAUAUCAAGAAAUUCAUCUCAUCUGCCGGUACUUACGCCAACUUGGUCAAACAGGCCAAAUCCAAGCAAAAAAUCAUCGACAAGAUGGAGGCUGCUGGUUUAGUAGAGAAGAUCGAAACCCGAAAACCUCUUCGAUUCAACUUUGAAGAUGUCAAGAAACUUCCUCCUCCCAUUAUCGCUUUCUCAGAUGUUGCUUUCUCAUACUCCGGAAAGAAAGAAGAUUACCUCUACAAAGAUUUAUCUUUCGGUAUCGAUAUGGAUUCGAGAAUUGCUAUUGUCGGUGAUAACGGUACUGGUAAAUCAACCUUGUUGAACUUGAUCACCGGCGCUCUUUCACCUGUUGAAGGUUCAGUCAACCGACACACCCAGCUGAAACUUGCCAAAUACUCGCAACACUCUGCCGAUCAAUUACCAUACGACAAAUCACCCGUCGAACAUAUCGCUUCGCUUUACCACGACAAGUUCCCAGAGAAGGAUCUCCAGUUCUGGAGAGGUCAAGUAGGUCGAUUCGGUAUCACUGGUUCCCACCAAACCAGUCCAAUCUCUCAAUUGUCUGAUGGUUUACGAAAUCGAGUUGUGUUUGCUAUUUUGGCGAUGGAGAUGCCCCACAUCAUCUUACUGGAUGAACCUACUAAUCACUUGGAUAUGGACUCUAUUGAUGCCCUUGCCGAAGCUAUCAAAGCUUUCUCAGGUGGUGUAGUGAUUGUGUCGCACGAUUUCCGACUUAUCUCUCAAGUCGCCGAAGAUCUAUGGGAAGUCAAAGAUAAGAAGGUUAUCAACUUGACCAAGGAAGAUAUCUCGAUUGUAGAUUACAAGAAAUCUUUGGCUAAGCGAAGUCAAGCACAAAUCGAAAAGGCUAAAUUGAUCUCUAAAUCAGCCACUAAAGGUGUAGCGUAA
Messenger RNA from Kwoniella botswanensis, 1914 nucleotides. RefSeq lists its product as uncharacterized. The coding region runs from base 1 to 1914 and encodes 637 amino acids. The transcript has 12 exons. Gene Ontology annotation, molecular function: ATP hydrolysis activity; ATP binding. The record is from RefSeq and is a predicted model, not a curated record. Lineage: Eukaryota; Fungi; Basidiomycota; Tremellomycetes; Tremellales; Cryptococcaceae.